Molecule: messenger RNA, 334 nt
Organism: Staurois parvus
Lineage: Eukaryota; Metazoa; Chordata; Amphibia; Anura; Ranidae
Source: the annotation of a GenBank genome assembly
UGAUUCUGCAUUUCCGGGACGGCUGCAUUGUUUACCAACAGCCCUCCUCCUUGUCAGUUUUGGCACACUGCUCUGGAUGGCUGAGCAGAGCCAUCCAGAGCAGUGUGCAUACAGUGAAGCACACACCCCCGCCUCCUAGUAAAACACUCCCUACACACAGUUAACCAUUUGAUUACCCCUCAUGUUAACCCUUUCCUCCGCAGUGCCAUUAGUACAGUGUCAGUGCUUUUAUUUAGCACUGAUCACUGUAUUGGUGUCACUGGAGAUGUCAGGGACACCAAGUCAGUUUCUCCCAGUGUCAGAAUGCCCAUCACAGUCCUGCAGUCCCGCUAUA